AUGUUGCGGCUGUUGCUUACACUGUGUGCCGGGGUCAUCGCCUGCGCUUACGGCGAUGACGCGUCCCGCAUGUCGCGCAUGCGCGGCGCCCCGAUGUCGGGCACCCUCAGCUCGGUGGGCGGCCAGGGCGAGGAGGCGCCGCCGGUGUACCGGCCCGGCUCGCAGGCCUACGUAGUGUCCCAGUUCGUACAUCCAAAGCCCCCGCACCAGCACUGGGAGGAAGAGACCUCCCUGACGCUUGUCCCUGAGAACAAGAACUGUCUGCUGUGCGAGCCUCAGGACUCAGGCGCGUGUCGGGCCAUGCCCUCCUGUGUAUACUGUGAGCCCACUGUGACUGCGCUGUGUGAGCGAAGUACUCCAUGUUUGAGGUGUACCGUGAUAAAGAACCCGUUCUUCAAGUGUAUCCCCGGAGAGAAGUACAUGGACGAGUGCGACUCGUGCCGCUGCACCGAUGGCCACUCAGGGUGGUGCACCAACCAGUUCUGCGAGUUCCGCUCGCUGCAUAUCUACGCUCUCAAACUCUCCGACGGAGAGUUUUACUAG
Messenger RNA from Pectinophora gossypiella (pink bollworm), 543 nucleotides. RefSeq lists its product as uncharacterized. The transcript is spliced from 4 exons. NCBI's taxonomy places the organism in Eukaryota, Metazoa, Arthropoda, Insecta, Lepidoptera, Gelechiidae. The coding region runs from base 1 to 543 and encodes 180 amino acids. Gene Ontology annotation, molecular function: peptidase inhibitor activity. The record is from RefSeq and is a predicted model, not a curated record.